Messenger RNA from Labrus mixtus (cuckoo wrasse), 1017 nucleotides. It is a transcript of the gene sid1, whose product is annotated as secreted immunoglobulin domain 1. The coding region runs from base 322 to 744 and encodes 140 amino acids. The transcript is spliced from 2 exons. Lineage: Eukaryota; Metazoa; Chordata; Actinopteri; Labriformes; Labridae. The record is from RefSeq and is a predicted model, not a curated record.
UACAGCUGCAGUUCCUCCAGUGUCCACUAGAGUCUGUCUCCUGCAGUGAGUCAGUCCUCAUAGAGCUCCAUGUUAAAAUGUCUAACUUUACAGCUGCAGUUCCUCCAGUGUCCACUAGAGUCUGUCUCCUGCAGUGAGUCAGUCCCCCUACAGAGGUGUGGUCACGUGGAAGGCACAUUAGACGAGCGGUCCCCCAGAGUCCAAUGACAGGCUGAGAAAAUCCCCCUGAUGAUGUCAUCGGUGCGUCUGCAGAGAGGAUCAGUUAGGAGUUGAAACGCUCGUCUGGUUGAAAACAGCAGCAGGUGUCUGAGAACGAGAACGAUGGAGUCUGAAGUGAUCUUUGUGAUCCUGAUCUCUGUGUGCGGCGUCUGCUCCGCCCUGCCAGCCUCCACUCUUCAUGUGAGAGUGGGGGACGAAGUCACCCUGCACUGCCCCCUGCUGGACACCGACAACACCACCACUGCUGCUCCUGCCCUACUCAGUCCUGCCCCGCCUGGCCCCGCCCCCUUCACAAUCAGCUGGUACAGGAAGCGAACAGGGCAGCGUCCUCAGCUGCUGCUGAGCUUCAGGUCCACAAACCGGUCUGAUGUGAAGUACGGCGCCGGGAUCAGACCGGAUAGAGUCUCUGCUGCAGCAGACGGGAUGCUGAGGAUGCUCGGCUCCCAGCAGAGCGACGCAGCGGUUUAUUACUGCGGCAUCAGUCAGGGAAGGGGGGCCAGAGGAGGGGGGCGCACAGAGACCUGACCUGGGACCUGGGAUCUGAUCCGUCUCAAGUGUUUUAAAUGUACUUUCUCCAGGGUUUGACUUCUCAGCUCCACCAGGACUCUGUUGGUUUCUAACUUUUUUGAAUUCAUGUUCUCUGUUAUUCUAAAAUGAAGACGACAGGACUGAGCGACCGCCGCAGACCUUUAGCCUAAUGAUGCUGGUUGUGUUGUCUUAACUCUUUGAUCAUUUGUCUUUUAUUCAUUAUUUUAAAGUGUAAAUCCUUCUGAAGCUGCUUUAAAUCUGGACUUAUUA